Messenger RNA from Impatiens glandulifera, 1503 nucleotides. Its product is annotated as geraniol 8-hydroxylase-like. Gene Ontology annotation, molecular function: monooxygenase activity; iron ion binding; oxidoreductase activity, acting on paired donors, with incorporation or reduction of molecular oxygen. NCBI's taxonomy places the organism in Eukaryota, Viridiplantae, Streptophyta, Magnoliopsida, Ericales, Balsaminaceae. The record is from RefSeq and is a predicted model, not a curated record. The transcript is spliced from 2 exons. The coding region runs from base 1 to 1488 and encodes 495 amino acids.
AUGGAGCUUUUGAAAUUCUUUUUCUAUUUCCUUCUCCCUUCUGCGUUGCUCCAACUCCUCUUCUCAGUCCGUCGAGCCCGACUGAGCAGACGUCUCCCACCAGGCCCCAUCUCGUUACCUAUCAUCGGUAACCUAUUACAAUUAGGCAACAAGCCUCACGAGUCAUUGACGCGGUUAGCCCAAACAUAUGGUCCAAUAAUAUCGUUAAAGUUAGGUCAAAUGACUACGAUAGUAAUUUCAUCACCCGUCAUGGCGCAAGAAGUCCUACAAAAACAAGACAUUUCCUUUUCCAAUAAGUUCAUCCCCGAUGCUGUUCGUGCAUGCGAUGCACACAAACUCUCUAUUGUUUUUCAACCCUCUAACGACCAUUGGCGGAGCUUGCGGAGGCUCUCUCACACUCAUAUAUUCUCCGGCCGAGUACUUGAUUCCACACAACAUAUUCGACGUAAGAAGGUGGAGGAGCUCGUGGCUUACGUUCGGAAAUGCUGCCACAAAAGCGUGACUGUGAAUGUCGGUCAGGCAGCAUUCCGAACAUCGCUGAAUGUUCUUUCCAACACUCUUUUCUCGAUUGAUUUGGCCGGUACGGAAGGGGACGAGGCGUGUGACUUUAAGGACUUGGUGUGGAACGUUAUGGUGGAGGCCGGAAAACCCAACCUGGUGGACUAUUUUCCGGUUCUACGCGCCAUCGAUCCGCAGAGGAUACGCAGGCGAAUGUCAUUAUAUUUCGUUAAGUUUAGGAUUUUGUUCGGUGAAAUGAUCGAUAAGAAGAUGGCGAUGAAAACCUUCUUGAGAGAUAUUUCUGAAGGCGAUAUAAUCGACAUGCUUCUGAAGAUUUCUCUAGAAAACAAUGAUGAAUUAAACAAGGAAAUCAUAGUUCAAAUGUGUCAGGAAUUUUUUAUCGCGGGAACAGAUACUACCUCGAGCACACUUGAAUGGGCAAUGACCGAAUUAUUUCGACACCCAACUUCCAUGGAAAAUGCAAAAAAUGAGCUAAAGCGCGUUGUUGGUCUCGGUAAACAAGUAGAAGAGUCUGAUAUUGAUAGAUUGCCUUAUUUGGGAGCAGUUCUAAAAGAAACUAUAAGAAUGCAUCCACCAGCCCCAUUUCUUGUCCCUCGACAAGUUUAUACAGAAGUUAAUCUGUGUAGCUACACGAUCCCAAAGGGAGCACAAGUGUUGGUGAACGUUUGGGCAAUAGGUCGAGAUCCCGAUAUCUGGGAGAGCCCCAUGGAAUUUAAACCGGAGAGGUUUAUUGAUUCAAAAAUUGAUGUUCGUGGCCAAGACUUUGAAUUGAUUCCUUUUGGAGCCGGACGGAGAAUUUGCCCGGGAUUAUCCUUAGCGAUGAGACUCCUUCCGACGGUGUUGGGCUCGUUGAUUAAUUUGUUUGAUUGGAAAAUUGUGGGAGAUGUUAAUAACUUGGACAUCGAAGAGAAAUUUGGCCUCACUUUACAAAAGGCUAACCCUCUCCUAGCCGUUCCAAUUCCUAAAUAGGAAUAUUGGACUUUU